Salvelinus fontinalis (brook trout) is the source of this 1556-nucleotide messenger RNA. Its product is annotated as homeobox protein ARX-like. Bases 777 to 1556 code for a protein of 259 amino acids. Lineage: Eukaryota; Metazoa; Chordata; Actinopteri; Salmoniformes; Salmonidae. The record is from RefSeq and is a predicted model, not a curated record. Gene Ontology annotation, molecular function: DNA-binding transcription factor activity, RNA polymerase II-specific; RNA polymerase II transcription regulatory region sequence-specific DNA binding. Gene Ontology annotation, biological process: regulation of transcription by RNA polymerase II. The transcript has 4 exons.
GGCACCCAUCUCCCAUCAUGAAUAAACGUUCCUAUUUAGUGUUAUAAAAGUCCUAAUUGAGUGAAAUCAUAUUGCUUGUAAACGGAAGGCCUCCAUAAUAAUAUAUUUAGGAUAUAUGAUUAAAUAACCUAUUACAACAUUAUCUCAAAGAGAAAGCUUCAUUUCUACUGUUUGCUGCUUCCACUUUUACUAGAGCUGCUACUAAAAUGUAUUUUAGUAUUGAUAGUAGUAUUACUUCGUUUUGCACAAUAAAGAUAAAGUAGGGCUAUCAAUAGACAUUCACAAACAAGUGGACACAAACAUAUUCCUCCUACCUCUACUGUUCCCUUUCCUGCCAAAUGGAAAAGUAAAAAUGCUAAUGACAUUGAUAACACUACAGUGAUGGGCCAAUAAAGAGCAGCACAGUUUCCACUAUUUGAGAGUCAAUGCUUUGUAGACAGCUGACUCUGUCGGAGUAACUGUGAGAUCUGUAAAGGACAACUGAUUGAGACAACUAUGAGGGGGUAUUCUAAACCCCAGUCAUCACAUGGGCUAGAGAAAUUGCCAUUUGCAUCAUCUUAUUUGAUUGAUUCCAUUCUGAGCAAAGGUGUGAGUAAAGACACUGGGAUCAGCAGAGAAGGUACGUGCCAUUUGUUUCGAAACCAAAAUUUUGAAGAUUGCCAAUUAACUUUUGUAAGUGGCGCAGGGGAAAUUGUGUUGGUGAGAUUUCCAAAUAGGUGAAGAGAAUUCUGUUCACAUGAGAGAUAACUGUGUACAUAUUUUAAACAGUGGAUUCCAUGGGUUCAACAUCUCUCAAAGAGACUGAGAAUCAAUCCAACAAGUCCAAGCAGAUAUCAAUAACAGAUCAUAUUGCUCCUGAGGAGAACAAACACACUUUACAGCUACAAGAUACCAGGAAAGAGAUGACAGUAAAUACUAACAGAGGGACAGAGCUUGGCUCCAACAGAAACCAAACAGAGCAGCUGAAAGCACCAAGUUCAGGUGGACACUCAAGGAAGCAACGACGUUAUCGCACCACUUUUACUAACUUCCAGCUGGAACAACUGGAGAGGGCUUUCUGCAAAUCUCAUUAUCCAGACAUUUUUGCCAGAGAAGAACUGGCGACGCAUCUAACUUUAACAGAGGCAAGAGUCCAGGUUUGGUUUCAGAACCGCAGAGCCAAGUGGCGUAAGAACGGGAAGGCUGGAGUGUUGAGCUCCCUCCCUGGGUUACCUUUAACCAACUCCCUGGGUGUUUACCUGGAUGUCCCCUUGCACCAGGCCUCUUUGGUGGAGCCAUCCUGGGGGGGAGCCCGAUACACAGCCCCAGUGUGUGCGCCUGACUCUGUGGGAACCCUGGGUAUUAGCACUCUGGCCUGGGCCUCUCUGUGUGGACAUCCUUUUAUCCAUCCUAACUUCAGCAGGUUUUUAACCCUGUUAAAUCCAUUGGGUAACACUCCAACCCUGAUGACCAAACCUACCAGAAUAUCCCAGGUCAGCCCAGCCGCCGUGCUGGACAAUGACAGGAGGCUACUUAGCACUGGCCAUAACAAGGAGCACUCUGUCCACAUGCAGUAG